CUGGCAUCCAGCCUUCUGCACGCUGCUUCAUUUCUGCACACACCAGCUCCGGGCGACAGCCUAGAAGGGGUGUUGGAGAAAUUGAAAGGCGUCCAGGGAGGGCCUCCAGGGAACGGGUCCAUCAGGGAAAAAGGGCAUCACAGAAUGGGAAAAUCUGAGAGCCAAAUGGACAUAAUGGAGAAGACAACUAAACCAAGGAAGCACCGCUGGACUGUUAUGGAGAUUGGUUUGUCCAUUAUAUUACUGCUCAUGAGCUGUGCGCUGGCAGGACUGGUAGUGCUCUACGCUUCUGCACUAAAGGAAUACUCAUACAGAAAUGGACCUUCAAAAGGGCUUCAGUAUCAUUUCAGCACUGAGAGCAACGUCUGCACGACCCCAGAUUGUGUCACAGCAGCGGCAAGGUUACUGCAAAACAUGGACCCUAGUGUUGACCCAUGCCAGAACUUUUACCAGUAUGCCUGUGGAGGAUGGCUGGAGAGGCACGUCAUCCCUGAGACCAGCUCUCUGCACAGUGUCUUCAACAUCCUGAGAGAUGAGCUGGAGAUUGUGCUAAAGGGGAUUCUUGAGACGGAGAAAGAACAGGACCGACUGGCUUUCAAGAAAGCUAAAAUGCUCUACAGAUCAUGUAUGAAUGAGAGUGUGAUUGAACAGCGUGACUCGCAGCCCCUCCUCAAGCUCAUUGAUAGUAUUGGCGACUGGCCUGUAGCCUCUGAGGACUGGAACAGCACAGCAGAGGAGACAUGGAAGCUGGAGGAUACCCUAGCAGCCUUAAAUGCUCACUACAACAAGAAGAUUUUGCUGGAAAUGUUCGUGUGGCCUGAUGAUCGAGACUCAAGCCGCCACAUAAUUCAUAUUGACCAGCCUUCGCUAGGAAUGCCCUCAAGAGAUUAUUACCUCAACGAUGGCAACUACAGAAAGGUGCGUGAGGCCUACCUGCAGUUCAUGGUUUCCAUGGCAAAAAUAGCGCGGGAGGACAGGAAUCUGACCCAAGAUGAUGAGCAUGUGUGGGAGGAAAUGAUGCAAGUGAUGGAGCUGGAGAGAGAGAUCGCCAAUGCCACAUCCCCAGCUGAGGAACGCAAUGAUAUCACUGUCCUCUACAACAAGAUGACCUUGCGAGAUGUGCAGGAUACCUUCAGUCUUGAUGGAUUUAAUUGGACCCACUACAUUCAGGGAAUCAUGGGCAGUGUUUCCAUUGCAGUGCAGCCAGAGGAGCCCAUUGUGGUCUACUGCUCACCAUACCUUGAGAAGCUCAGCCAUAUUCUGUCUAGAUAUGACCGCAGGACUGUGCAGAAUUACCUGGUGUGGAUGCUUGUGAUGGAGAGGGUCAGCAGCCUGAGCCGCCGCUUCAAAGAUGUUCGAGCCCACUACAGAAAGGCUUUACAUGGCACCACAGUAGAGGAAGCGCGCUGGCGAGACUGCGUACGCUACGUCCAGAGCAAUAUGGAGAACGCAGUGGGGGCUCUGUAUGUUCGGGAGACCUUUGCUGGAGACAGUAAGCGCAUGGUUGGUGAACUGAUCAGAAAGAUUCAGGAGGCAUUUGUGGAAACACUAGAAGAGCUAAACUGGAUGGAUGAUCAGUCCAAGGAGAAGGCCAGAGAGAAGGCCAUGGCUAUUUCAGAGCAGAUCGGCUACCCAGAUUAUAUUCUGGAAGAAAACAAUCAGAAGUUGGAUCAUGAGUACGCCCAUCUAAAUUUCAGUGAAGAGAACUACUUUGAAAAUAUUCUUGAGAACCUUCAAGCUACUGCUCGGAAAGGACACAAGAAGCUAAGGGAACCUGUGGACCCUGACUUGUGGAUCAUUGGUGCAGCUGUGGUCAAUGCAUUCUACUCUCACAACAGAAACCAGAUAGUGUUUCCAGCUGGAAUUCUACAACCUCCUUUCUUCAGUGAGAAGCAGCUCCAAGCACUAAACUUUGGAGGCAUUGGGAUGGUAAUAGGACAUGAAAUCACCCAUGGCUUUGAUGACCAUGGGCGUAACUUUGACAAAGAUGGGAACAUGUACAAUUGGUGGAGCAACUAUUCUACUGAACAUUUUGAGGACCAGUCUAAGUGCAUGGUGCAACAGUAUGGCACAUUCAGCUGGAAACUUGCAGGAGGCCAAAAUGUCAGUGGCAUUACCACUUUGGGGGAGAACAUUGCUGAUAAUGGAGGAGUUAGGCAAGCAUACAAGGCAUACAUGAAGUGGGUGGAAAGGGAAGGCGAGGAGCCUCGUCUUCCUGGUUUGGACUUGGAUCAUAAACAGCUCUUCUUCCUCAACUUUGCCCAGGUAUGGUGUGGUGCCUGUCGCCCUGAAUAUGCCAUCCAGUCCAUUAAAACAGAUCCUCACAGUCCUCUGGAGUACAGGGUGUUGGGGUCCUUGCAAAACUUCGAAGCCUUUUCUGAGGCCUUUCAAUGCAAGAGAGGAGCUCCCAUGAAUCCAGACGAGAAAUGCAGAGUGUGGUAGUCUCUUGCUACAUACGAUAUUCUUUGUUCACCAAGGCAGCAGUGGGGAAAUUCCUGACCUUUGUGUUGUAUAUGACUGGUGAUGAGCUGCCUUAAUGUUUUGUCACUUGAAAGAGACCAGAGGUUUGUUGUCAUGGGCUCCUAGCUGUAUGAGCAUACGCACACACUACCAUGAAUAUGCAGAGGGCUUUUAACAGACCCUUUAUUGCAUGAAGUGCAGUAUGCUUAGUGAAACAGGGCGAAAGAAUGAGAUACGCGUGUUAUCACUUAGAACGAUACUUGUUGUUGGAAAAUGAGUGCUGGUGACUUAUCACCGUGUAUUAAUUCCAACAUCUGAAGCUGAUAUGAUGUACAUAGUAUUACUUAUGACACCGGGUGCAUUUCAUAAUAUUCUGAGAAAUCUGUUUAUUUUUUUGAAAGAUUAUGUAAAUAGAUAAUUGCUUACUGCUGGCUUUAAAUGUGGCGAGCCCUUCAAAAAUUGUUACGCAUUUUAACUGCCUUCAGCCAGCCAAAAGCAGGAGGCUUUGAAGCCCACACAUUUUUGGGUUAGAACUGAAACCCAGCAAAUGUAUUGUGUCUCAUUUGGCAUAGAGCAGAAAAUCCUGUUGUGAAAGAACAAAAAAGAGACAUUUUGUUUUCCCUAAAAGUAUGCUGUGGUGAGAAAAAGGACACACAGCUAUCUUUUAUCGUAGGACUGAAAAAAAUAUUUUAAAUAAAAAGAUAAAUGAAUAAA
This is a messenger RNA of Colossoma macropomum (tambaqui), 3174 nucleotides long. It is a transcript of the gene mmel1, whose product is annotated as membrane metallo-endopeptidase-like 1. Bases 145 to 2442 code for a protein of 765 amino acids. Lineage: Eukaryota; Metazoa; Chordata; Actinopteri; Characiformes; Serrasalmidae. Gene Ontology annotation, cellular component: plasma membrane. Gene Ontology annotation, biological process: protein processing. The transcript is spliced from 24 exons. Gene Ontology annotation, molecular function: metalloendopeptidase activity. The record is from RefSeq and is a predicted model, not a curated record.